CUCCUUCAAGCGGCAUCAUUUCGCGAAACAUUCAAAACGUUGUAGCCCGAUUUUAGCUUGUAUUUUGUUGCUAAAUUUUAGGAAAAACUCCGUCAAAAUGGUGAAACUAACGCCGGACCUCAUCAACCAGUCGAUGCAGUACAUGAAUCCGUGCCGCGACCGCGAGCUGGAUUUGCGAGGGUAUAAGAUUCCGCAGAUUGAAAAUAUGGGCGCCACGCUGGACCAGUUCGAUACGAUCGAUUUCUCCGAUAACGACAUCCGGAAGCUGGACGGGUUUCCGCACCUGCCGCGGCUCAAGUGCCUGCUGCUGAACAACAAUCGGAUUGUGAGAAUCAGUGACACCCUGGCCGAAUCGCUGCCGAACCUGGAGAGUGUGAUCCUCACUGGAAACAACGUCCAAGAGCUGGGCGAUUUGGAACCGCUGACGAAGCUGGCGAAUCUUCAAACCCUUUCCCUGCUGACGAAUCCGGUUUCGACGAAGCAGCACUACCGGGAGUAUGUGGCCUUUCGGUUUCCCAAUCUGCGCCUGCUGGACUUUAGAAAGAUCAAGCUGAAGGAGCGCGAAGCGGCCAAAGAGCUGUUCAAGAGCAAAAAGGGCAAAGAGCUGCAGCGGGAGAUUAUGCGCAAGGCCAAGCUGGCGAUGCCGGUGCCGGACAAGCCGACCGUUCACAACGCGUCCCCGGCGGAUAUUCAGAAGAUCAAGGAAGCGAUCAAGCGGGCCACGAACCUGCACGAGGUGGAACGGUUAACGCGGAUGCUGCAGUCGGGACAGAUUACCGGCGAUUUUGGCUUAAACGAGCUUAAACUUGGCAAUCAAGGCUGGAGGACGAUGGCACCAGAUGGCCUCAUCCAGAUCGGCUAGAGAUCGUCCCUUUGAACGUUAAUCCAACUCAACUGAUUGCCCAUCUUUUCUAUUCUUCCAGGAAACGGACACAUGGAAACCGAUUAGAUUCGACGUUGACUGCGGCGGUUCUUUCGCUUUGGGUUUUCUCUGGUAACAACAGAUACAAAUUAAGAACAGAUACAAUUACACACUCUUAGUUUAGUUUGGCCAAGAGGGAUGAAAUGAAUUAAAAUACAGCAUUUAAAAUA
This is a messenger RNA of Culex pipiens pallens (northern house mosquito), 1092 nucleotides long. It is a transcript of the gene U2A, whose product is annotated as probable U2 small nuclear ribonucleoprotein A'. Lineage: Eukaryota; Metazoa; Arthropoda; Insecta; Diptera; Culicidae. The transcript has 5 exons. Gene Ontology annotation, cellular component: U2 snRNP. Bases 98 to 862 code for a protein of 254 amino acids. Gene Ontology annotation, molecular function: U2 snRNA binding; protein binding. Gene Ontology annotation, biological process: mRNA splicing, via spliceosome. The record is from RefSeq and is a predicted model, not a curated record.